UCUCUCUUCUUCUUCCUUCCCCCUCGAUUUCCAUCUAGUCUAAAGAUCCUAGCAAAAUCAGUAGUAAGAAAUCAUACUCCACUUAUUCCGGCGUGGUUACCGACGGUGUUGAAUAGUUAUCUGAAAUCUUUGCUUUCAUCAAUUAUUUUUCUCUUGCAGAUCUUAUGCUUGCAAAUUAGUUUCCUUUGAAGCAAAUUGAGAUUUGAUUUUUCUAAAUUUAAUUGUGAUUUGAUUUUUGUAAUGAAGUUCAUACGAUUAUAGAGAAUUCAUUAAAUAAUCUCAUUUGCAGGUAAUUGAAUUCUGGGUUUGCUUCAAAAUGAUCAGUUAGAAUUGUUUUGUGGUGUUGGUUGUUUGGUUUCUGAGAAAAUAAAAGAAAGUAUGAAAGAGAUUGAAAUUUUGUGGUAGUUUUGUACAAUGAAUGUGAAUUGGGAGGUUGAACUGAUUUUAAUUGUAGAAUUAUGAUGGUGCUCGUAGUUAAUUAAAUUUUGGUUUUCUCUUCAAUUGAAAAAUCCUGUGAAUUCUUAAUUUUUUUUCCCCUCAAUUGCGUUAACAGGACUGCAAGAUCAAACAACAGGACAAGAAGACGAUGAUGGUAGUUCAUCAACAUUUAAUAAUUUCUAUGUUUAUAGUUUAUGCAUUUUAAACUGAUUUGUAAUCUGUCUAUUGUAUGUAUGGAGAACCUGUACACAUUACCACCACUUAUUGGCCACUGAAUCCUGAAAGACAUCCUCAUCCAGUGAAUGAUCCCAAUAUAUCCUACGGGAUGUAUAAUAAUGGUGUUGUUGUAAAGAAAUGCUGCAUAGUGAAAAACUUCUCUAAAACAGAGGUAUCUCAGCAUAGUGAUUUUGCUUCACGUAUGCAAACAAAUAGGUUUUCAAAUCUUUGUUUGGAAGUGUAUGCUUAUGAUCAACCUAAUGACACUCUGAUUUGUGAGCCUUUUAAGUCCACACUCAUGUCUUGGACCAAACAACUUUUAGAAUCUGAUGAGCUAGAUUGUUGGCAGCAUCGGGAUAAUAUCAUAGCUGGACAAAUCUUUAGUGAGGCCUCUUUUUAGGUAUUUGAUGGUUUAUGCUCCAGAAGGUUCUUACCAUCCAGAUUUGCUCAAUUCAGUAUACAUCACAGAUGAAAAUAAAGUCAAAUUUCUAUCAAAGGUGGAAGUACUUGUGAGAUGUGGUGAGUUCAAGAAGAAUUUGUUCGAGGUUGUAUCUUUUAUAUAUGGAAUCUCAGUAGGAGUUCCUGCACAUGAGUUAAAGAGAAUUGGAAAUCUCAAAUUUCCAAAAUCUUUUUCACGACCUUCAGCCCAUAUUCCAAAGGGACUUCAGAUUCUUUACAAAUAUUUGCAGUCCUAUGAGCCUCAUAGGCAUUGUGCACGUUUCUUCUUUGAUCCACCCUUCCUACACAGAUGGCAUGAUCGGAUGCAUUACGUUCAUGAUGUAUAUAUGGAGACCUGCUAUAAUCCAUCAAUCAAGAAGGAAUUCAGACAUAUCAUCAAAUGGGAUAGCUGGGAGAAGUCUCUAUUUAAGUUUAAUGAUGUUUUGAAGGAGAAUGAAAUCUCCAGAUCCAGAAAUUCUAAAAUUUCUGUUGGUAGCAGCAACAUGUCUAAUAAAACUCCUGGGAAGAAUGAAGCGAUAAUUAAGUACUAUGUGAACAUUUUCAAACAUUUGCACACCGAACUUCUGCACACACAGGUUCAAGUCUCUGCUGAUUCGAGUGCGUCUGCUCCAAAUCCUAUUCCUGUUGAUACUUUGGAGUCAAUUAUUGAGAAGAGAUUAAAUGUAUCUGGUUAUGUUUACAUGGCAGUAAAUGAGUACUUGAAAAUGCAUCCGCAGGAUGUGAAAGAGUUUUCUGACAGGAUACUCACCUGGCAACCGCUUGGAUUAUAAGGUGUUCCAACAUCAUUAUUGUCAACUUAUUACACCAACCAAAAUGAUAUUUUCUUUUUCUGACCAUGAUUUUCUCCAUUACAGAUUUACAGUUUUAAUGCUGCUUCCUUUUGAAUCAAAAGAAGAUUCAAGUUCUUUGUAUGAUUGGACUUAUCCGAGAGAGUGUGCCAACUACUUUUUCAGCAAUCGCUGAUGGUUGUUCAUCGUGCGGGUUAUUUUUACAGCAUUGAUUGAUAUUAUGUUGCAGAAUGGUUAAUUUGGCCAAUCCUUUCCUUGUCUUUAGGCUUGCUUUUCUGGUGUUUUGCAUUGAAGACAGUUGACUAUAUUUUUGUGUCCGUAUAGUUGUAGAAGGCUGCUUUGUGACAAGGCGUCUUUGUGUAAAGAAGUUAAGUUUGUGAAGUGUUGUAACUUGUAAGGGUUAGGGUACUCCCUGUACUCUUUUUAUGAAUAAAAUUACCCUUUUUUC
Messenger RNA from Rubroshorea leprosula, 2349 nucleotides. NCBI's taxonomy places the organism in Eukaryota, Viridiplantae, Streptophyta, Magnoliopsida, Malvales, Dipterocarpaceae. The record is from the annotation of a GenBank genome assembly.